This is a messenger RNA of Suillus clintonianus, 798 nucleotides long. Its product is annotated as A eukaryotic polyphosphate polymerase in complex with pyrophosphate. The record is from RefSeq and is a predicted model, not a curated record. The transcript is spliced from 6 exons. The coding region runs from base 1 to 798 and encodes 265 amino acids. NCBI's taxonomy places the organism in Eukaryota, Fungi, Basidiomycota, Agaricomycetes, Boletales, Suillaceae. Gene Ontology annotation, cellular component: fungal-type vacuole membrane; vacuolar transporter chaperone complex.
AUGUCCAGUGAGAUUAAUGAACUUUCGUUCGAUGUCGAUAAGGGAUUCCAGCAGAAUGACUCUGAAGAUGUGACGCGAAUGGGUGUUGCAGCCAUUACUUCAAUAUACUUCGACAAUGAACCGUACCUCAGUCGACUAGAGAAGACAGAGGGUGCAGAAGUUAACCGUCUCUGGUGGUACGGCGACACAGAGGUGAAAACCAUGGGUGAAAAGUCUGUCAAGGCGCGCUCUCCGAUCAAGGAACAUCUCGUGAAUGCUUUUCUGGGUGGAAAAUACACCAUGGGCGAGGAGCUCCAGGCUAUAGUCAACAAGCAAGAGGGCACCAGCCUAAGUCGAUUCCAUGAUUCGGCUUGCAUGAGAGGUUCAGUAUCGUAUUGUUACGAAGCAGCUGCAGCCAGGACGUUUUACAACCGAACUCCAUUCCAACUCCCAGGAGAUCCCCGUGUACGGAUAUCGCUUGAUACAGAGCUCACCAUGGCUGGCGAAAAAAACUGGGAUGGACAGACGCGUACUGGCGAUAACUGGCGGCGAACUGAGGAAGAUAAGGAACUUUUCAAGCUUCAUGUUCACGCUCCCAAAAAGUAUGACAUUUUAGAACUCAAACUUCAGACUCGGUGCGGACAAGAGGUUCCAAAAUGGGUUACGGAUCUUGUCCAGUCCCACCUCGUCGAAGCUGUACCCAAGUUCGGUUAUGAUUCUCACAAGAAAAGACGCACCACUGCCACUUACAGAUUGCCGCUAUGUGAUAAAUUUAUCCAUGACUGUGCUACCCUACUGCCUAAUCGUAUGGCUCUAUGA